This is a messenger RNA of Ostrinia nubilalis (European corn borer), 2980 nucleotides long. RefSeq names its product zinc finger CCCH domain-containing protein 10-like. The transcript has a single exon. Gene Ontology annotation, biological process: regulation of RNA splicing. Lineage: Eukaryota; Metazoa; Arthropoda; Insecta; Lepidoptera; Crambidae. Gene Ontology annotation, molecular function: RNA binding; metal ion binding. The record is from RefSeq and is a predicted model, not a curated record. The coding region runs from base 321 to 1811 and encodes 496 amino acids.
AAAUGUCAAAAUUGUCAAAUGCUGUCAAAAUGUGAAAAAAGUGCGAACAAUUCACGAAAAUUGUUGUUUGUUUGCGCAAUUAAUUAAUUCUCUGUGAUUGAUUGAUUGUAGGUACAUUGAUUUAACAACUAAAACAAUUCUGUCAUUAGUGUUAACAUGAAUACUCACUAGGAAAUGCAAAGCGAAAUCUUAAAUAUUCCAAGGUGAGCUGAUACCUAGACAAUCUCGCUGUUUGAACUGAGUUGAUUUACAAUAAUAUUGGCAAUGCCUAUACGAGGAGGUGGGUAAACAUUUUAGUCACCCAUUAGAAAUUCAGGACGAUGGCUAUGAUGACGGAGGGGCAUGUGCCGGACGAUAGUGACCUGUCGGCACUCUCACCCUUCAGCUUCUGCAAAGAUUUCAUUCGCGGCUAUUGCAUUCGCGACAGUGCUUGCCGAUUUAUUCAUGAUAUACCACCUCCAACUUUACUGAAAGACAUGUUCCGGUUUUGUCACGACUUUCAAAAUAAGGGAUGCUUUAGAAUUAAUUGCAAGUUUAUUCAUUGCACUUUGGAACAACAAGAAAAAUUUUUCAAAAAUGGUGAUUUCCCUCGUGACGUUCGCAGUAUACCAGUGUGCCAGGCAUACGUACGUGGGACAUGUUUUAAUUUGGAAUGUAAACUAGUACACCCUCCAGAUGUUGUUGGUAGUGACAAAUUGCCUUUAUUAUCUGUUCCACCACCAUAUAAUGUACCACCGCCUCCCAUAAGAGAUGAAGAUGGCCCACCGGAUGCUAAGAUAAGGAGACUAUCAAGUUAUGAACCGACUAUUGAAAAACAUGUUUUAGCAGCAACAAAUUUAUGCCCAAACUGUGAAAAUUUAGAACAUAAAGUAAAACUACUUCAUGAUAAUAUCAGAGUCUUGUUAAAAAAAAUGGCUGACUUGUCAGAAAAGAAUAUUCAACUCACAUCCAUGAAUGAAUUUCUUCUUGUACAAACUGCUUCAAUGAGAAACGACGUAAUUACAUCCCGCCAUGGAACCUCAGCACCUGUGUCCCUGGCAACAGUCAGUGUGACCCCAGUCGUGAGCCUAGCUGGAGCCUUGCCUGCGCUGGUCCCUGCAGCCGCUCCUCCAAACAUAGCAUUGGCUCCUGCAGCAUCCCGAGCUCAACUACUGACACCGGCCCCACAAAUAUUAACCGUGAGCACUACUCAGCAACUCAUGGGUAAUUCAGGAGCACUCAUCGUUACCAGUGCCGGAGCCCAACAACUGAUGCAAGUCAGCGAUUCGGGUACCCUGAUGGGAGGAGGACAGACAGUGGUGGCCGUGACACCCGCUCAGUUGACGCUGGCCCCUCCGGCGCAACAGCUCAUGAGCACCGGACCGCAGACGGCUGUCCAGCAGCUGGUCCAGCAAUCGGCGUUGCAGCCGCAAGUAGUGCCCCAACAUCAAGCGCCCCAGUUCGCGGCCCAGCAGAGUGCAGUGCAACACUUGGCGCAGCAGUCCGCCCAGCAUUUGGCGGUUCAACAGUCCGCUCAGCAUUUGGCUGCUCAGCAGUCGGCGCAGCACUUGGCCGCUCAGCAGAGCGCGCAGCACUUGGCGGUGCGGCAGUCCGCGCAGCACCUGGCGGCGGCGCAGCAGUCGGCGCAGCACCUGGCGGCGGCGCAGCAGUCGGCGCAGCAGCAGCUGGUGCCCUCGGCCCAGCAGCUCGUCCACCAGACCUCCACUCAGCAGAUCACUAUUUCGAGCACGAGCCAACCGAUGGCCUUGCCCAACUCUCAGGCUCAGCCCAUGACAUUCCCCAUUAUCUCUCAAAGUAUAUUGCCCCACUGAGAUUUAAUCGUAUUUGUGUGUAAUUCUAAAGAUACGUUUAGGAAUAGUCGCACUUGUGUUAUUACUUGACAUUUAUAAACAUUUUUUGUGGAAAAUGUCUGAUAUGUAAGGUUGAAACUUAAAAGUGAAUGCAGGCAAAUACGAGAACAAUUCUGGAUUAUAAGUGUGAGUUAUUUAGUCUAUGUUUAGUGUGUUUUCAAUAUAAAGAUUUAUAGUUCAUUUAUCAGUAUUGUAAUUAGUUACUAUCAUAUGUGUGGAUGAUGGCUAAUCAAGCUAAAUAGUGUGGCUUCUUAGGCGGUUCUAAAUAGUCUGAUAUCACAUCAAACUAUACAUUUUAGUAGAAAAAGGGAAUCUAUUGCAUUGAAAUAAGAUGCCACAGUGUUUAGCUUGGUUGUGUGUCGUCUGUAUAAUAAUUUUGGUUAAAAAUAAGAACAUUAAUGUAAAAUAUUUAUCAUCCAGAAGAGAUGUGUCGUAAACAACAUAAAAACGUUGCUCCACUCUUCUACCUGCUAAAUACCUGUUGUCAGACACUUAAGUUUAAUUAAUUUGUUUAUUGAGUUUAGUGUUAAAAUGAAGUGUUUUAAUUAAGUAGAUUGGUAGCAAUCGGGUAAGAAUCUGAUAACCUAUGAUUUAACGGAUCUAAGAGCCUUUGCAUACUUCAGAUUUGUCACAUUCUCGCCUCGCCUCUAGAUCGCCAAACAAAUCGUUAGUGUGUGAAGGCUAAUAAAUGAUUGAUGUUACGGCUCUACUAAGUUGAUAGGAUAAUAAUAUUUUUUUAAUGAUUGAAACUUGUGUUUUUUAACUUAUUCGUGUGCUAUAGUUAAAUGUAUCUACUAUUUCAAUUUUAAGGGCCAAGUGUAUACGAUCUAUGUAAAUAAUUUAACUAAAUCUUCGAUCGUACGAGUUCCGCGGAGAAAACUCGAUUUAAACUUGUGAGCGCAUAUCUGAAAUGAAUAUCAUGUUUGGACGAUUGAUCUAAGCAGGCUUGAAUGAAAUUUAAAUGUGAUUAGUGAGUGUUGCUUAAGAAUAUGGGCUCUGUUAGUAUUGAUUGUUGACCAAUGAGUGGAUCCCAACCAAUGCGCGGACCACCACGCAGAAUAUCCGCGUACGAUUUCAAUUUCGCGGGGGAUACAUCGCCGCGGAAUCAUAAUUGGCUUUGAGUAAUUAGU